GUCGGAGGAGGUGGUCCCGACAGCGGGCGAGGGGGUCGUCCCGAUGGCUGGGGAGAUGGAGAUUCCCGAGGCACAUGAGGAGCGGGGGGUCGGCAAGAGGCCAAGGGUGCCAUCACAGUACGUUCUUUCUCCGUUUACCGCGGAGGCGAAGAGGAGAAGGUUCGUCGACGGGACGCACCCGAAUUUAUUCAGGGAGGUGGACCACGCCAAGUGGAAAGCCUUUGACACAGAGUGGAGAGCACUGCAGCCUGGGGCCAGCCGCACGAUUGCUGAGAAGACGAUCUCAAAUGCUUACAAGUGGUUCCACGACAUCACCACUUCGGGGGCUUGGCUCGCCGACGAUGUAAGUGAAAUGAAAAUAUUGUUAUUUAUUAUGUACGUUCGAAAUCAAUUUUUUGAAUGAAAUUCAUAGAUUAACUCCUUUCUUUA
This is a messenger RNA of Olea europaea var. sylvestris, 429 nucleotides long. RefSeq lists its product as uncharacterized. Lineage: Eukaryota; Viridiplantae; Streptophyta; Magnoliopsida; Lamiales; Oleaceae. The record is from RefSeq and is a predicted model, not a curated record. The transcript has 2 exons. The coding region runs from base 44 to 403 and encodes 119 amino acids.